AUGGAAUUUAUCAGCAAUUCAUCGUUAUCAACUAUCUCCAAUAAUAAUCAACUUGAAAUGAGAAAAGAUACAUCUUUAGCAUUCGGCUAUGAUUAUGGUAUAACUUCAACAAUACAAGGAAGAGGCUUGAUAGCACGUUUAGUAGAUGAUUACAGGGAACAGAGAGAACGACGACGAAUGAUGUUAUGUCAUUGUCUUGAAGAGAUUAUGAAUGAUGAAGUUGAAAGGAUACUGAAAGGACCUGCAUCCAUUCUUGAUUAUGUUGAUAUUUUUAAAGUUCAAGUGGUUCUAAUGCAUGAAUGGGUUUUAAGUCUUGAAGAGUUUAAGUAA
Loa loa (African eye worm) is the source of this 330-nucleotide messenger RNA. RefSeq lists its product as hypothetical. The record is from RefSeq and is a predicted model, not a curated record. NCBI's taxonomy places the organism in Eukaryota, Metazoa, Nematoda, Chromadorea, Rhabditida, Onchocercidae. The transcript is spliced from 3 exons. Bases 1 to 330 code for a protein of 109 amino acids.